Messenger RNA from Vespa velutina, 4773 nucleotides. RefSeq lists its product as uncharacterized. The transcript has 3 exons. NCBI's taxonomy places the organism in Eukaryota, Metazoa, Arthropoda, Insecta, Hymenoptera, Vespidae. The record is from RefSeq and is a predicted model, not a curated record. Bases 376 to 1848 code for a protein of 490 amino acids.
UAUCCUUAACAAGCGUAUCUAUAAUGAUAUAACAAUAAAAAUGUAAAUAUAAGAGUAUCAUAAAAUGUUGAGUUGAGAUAAUGUAGAUAUCAAUAAUUUUGAACUUAGAUUACGUUGUAAUAGCUAAAUUAUUUCCGUUAUAUUUAAAAUUCGAGAUUCUUGGAUUUAUUUGACUAUAGUAGUACAAGUGUAAUCCUUAAUAAGAUUUAUAUUUAAUUUAAAAAAUUUUUUUUCUUCAAUAAUUUCUAAAUAAAAAAUUAUUUCUUAUUUUCAAAAUCAAAAAUGAUAGUUCCUAAAUAUCUAUUUUAAUAGUAAUAAAGUACUUCAAUAGCAAAAGUUUAUACAUGUUUUUGUUGGAACGAUGAUAAAUUUGUUAUGUUUCCAUACGUACAAGAAAAAUAUACAUCUUUGCUGCCAGUUUUGAUUGCACCGAGACAAAUAAAAGCUAUACAAUGCUUUUCCAAUAGAGUUUUCUUUACAUGUUUACCACAUGGUGUAUAUAAACUUUCAAGAGAUGGAAGAUUCAGUGUAUUAAGUAAAAGUGCUAUAAGUAUUGGUUCCAUAUUUUUUGAGAUACUUAAGACAAAGGAUGAUCACUUAUAUUUGGAAAAUAAACAGAACAAAUCGAGUAAAAUAUUACUCCAUUUGCCACUCAUGUCAAAACAACUAGAAGAAUUAUGUACUUUUCCUUUGAACAUGGAAAAUUCAGAAGAUGAAUUUAGAAACAUAUUACUAGAUGAAAUUGAUAUGGUAGAUAAUUUAUGUUUGAUUGGUAAUGGUAAAAAGUUAUUUACUUUAACAAAAGAAGUAAUUCAUUUAAUUCAUAGUUGUGAUAAUAAAAUAAUAAACAUUGUACCUAUACAAAAUGACAAAAAGAUUAAUGGAUUAGUACUUAUAACAAAUACAGAUGCAAUUAUCAUUGUGCAUUCAAAAAAUAAUAUAUUACGGUAUAAAAAACUUUAUCUAGGAGUAAAUGUUAAAACCCUUUGCGCAGGACUUAAUCACCAAUGUAGCGAUAAAAUAUGGAUUGUUUAUUCCGAUGGAUCCAAAUUGUAUUACAUGAUAAUGACACUUUCUACCGAAAUAUAUAAAAAAGUAAAAAUAGAAGAAAAAAAUCUUAUUUGCGUGCAAUAUUAUGAAAGAGAUAAAUUUGUAGGUCUAACUAAAACAAAAGAACUUCAUGAAUUAUCCAUUAAUACAAUAGAAAAUUGUGUAAAUGAAGAAAUUUCUAAAGAUGAUUUUAUAAAUCUUCAUAAAGAUAUGUUAAAAGGUACAGAUUUAAUUGUUGAACAAAUCUAUGAAAGAGCAAAAGAAUUAGAAUUGUGGAAUAAAAUACUUCUUGCUGAAGAAGAUAAACUUUAUAGAAUAAAUCUUUAUGCUUGCAGAAAGAAAAUACAAAUGUAUCCUAAAAUGACAGUAUAUAGAAUAGCAAAACAAUUAUUUCUUAAUAUAGAUUUUCAAGAAAAUUUACCAAAAAAUGUUUAUAUUGUUUGUUUCUUAGUAUCCAAUAAUGAAACAACUUUCUCUAUCAAAGAAAUAGUAAAUAAUGAAACUUCAAUCGAUUUACCUAUAGUAACAAAAAAAUUAUUUAAUUCUUUACAAAUCAGAAUGGAUUUAGUAACAAUCAUAAACAUAGAGCAACCAUGGUUUCUUAUAAGAGAUUUUGUAACAGAUCCAGUUAUAGAGAAUAAAAAGAAACUAAAAGAAAAGCAAAUUAAGAGAGAUAAAACAAAUUUUAUAAAUGCUAAAAUAAAUCUUAUAAGGAAUUUAAUGUUGACAAAAAACUUAACUAUGAAGAAAUUAUCAGAGACGAAAAAGAAGAUAAGAAAAGAAAUAUGUGACUUUUAAUUUAAUAAUAACUGGGCAUUUCUAUUAUACUUCCAAUACUGCAACUGGAACUCUUUGGUUGUUUCACAGAAUUUCUAAAACUAUUUUGUAUUCUGGGACCACCAAGUCGAUCUUGAAGUGUAUCUAAUGAUUUAGCACUUUUCUUCGAACCAUUAGCACUACGAUCUUCUUGUUCGUCGUUUUUAUUGGAACGACGUUGUAGAAUUUUGGUAACACAGAUUUUAAAGUUUUCUGAGAAUAUACCAUAAAGAAUAGGAUUGACCACUGUAUUCAAUUGAGCUGUAAUAAGUGCCCAAAUGAAAUGAUGCGAUCUCAUGAAAAAAUCAGUUUGUUUAGGUGGUCUCUGAGCAUCAAUGAAAAGCAAGAGAGCGAUGAUCGUUAUUGGCAACCACAUAACUAAAACGGCGACUACGUUUAAUAAUAAAAUCCGCAUGACACGUAUAUGCUUGUGAAGACGGACUUCCUCGUGUUGUGACAUACUACCAGUUCUACCAGUACGUUCUAUAACUGAUGAUGUAGAUAAUUUUCUUCCAACCCAUGGUAUUAAUGAUCCUACCACCGAUAAUUCCGAAUCUCUUCUGUUUCCUUUACCAGUAGUUAAGUCCUACAAGAUAUAAAAUUUAUCAAAUUAAAUUAAAAAGAUUUAGCAAUUUGUUAAGACUUAAUAUACCAACCUGAGCUACACAAGGUACAGCCCAUCUAUCUCGCGUAUUAAGAAUCUUUUUAAAUAUCUGUUGAUAGUGAUACACCAAAAGACUCAUUGGUAACAGACAAGUAAACGUGAGUGUUACUAUAGUAAAAAUAAGUGAUAUUUUUACCAUUGAUUUUUGUGGAAAGACAAGAGUACAUAUUUUAACACCACCCGAGACUGCCUGUAAUAAUUAAACGAAAAUACAACUUCAAUAUAGUUUUUAUAUAAGUAUAAUAAUUGGACAAUAAUACGAUAAUAUAAUCGGACAUUUACCCUUGGCUUAAACCAAAUUGUAACAGGAAGAAAGACAAAAAAAGCGACGAUCCAUGUUGUUAAACAAAUAAACAGCACUCUUUGAUUAGUUAGGAUGCUUCUAUAUGGUGCUACUGCUAAACAUUUGUGCCUGUCUAUUGAUAUAACUGUGAGCGUCCAUAAAAGUACGAAGCCACAUACAUACUGAAAUAAAACAAAAGAAAGCAAAGAUUGAUAUUAAAUCAAUUUUAAUUAUCAAUAUUAUCAGCCUUAGUUUCGUGUUGUUAAAUGUCAUCUAGCGGAAUUAGAUUUCAAAAUAGGAACAUUACUUUCGUUAUACACACGUUAGCGGCUACGAAUGAGUAUUUAUAGUCACCCUUCAUGAACAGGUGUGACCUUGAUCUGUAAGGGUGAGAGGUGUAUUGUGUCACAGUAAUACACCUCUCGUCUGCCAACUAAAAAUAUACUUCUACAUAUAGUUACUGUUAAUUUCAACUUACAUAAAAAAAUGACACGUUAAACUUUCAUUAUUAUUAUUUUAAUUCUUACUGUAGCAUCGAGCGUAUUUUAUUCUACUCGUUAAAAAAAUAAAAAAUUUGUAUAUAUAAAAAAUGUUAUGUUUAAGAGAAUUGACAUUUUUAUGUUUAGAUAAUUAUAAGAUUAGAUAAUUAAGUCUAAAAAAGGAUUAAAAUUUUGAUAAUUUAGAGAAUUAAAUUAUUAAAUGAGAGAGAAAGAGAAAGAGAGAAAAAUUUUCUAAAUGAAUGAAAAUAAGUAUAACGAUUUUUGAUAUGUCUUUCUUAAAAAUGUAAUAUAUGAUGCUAAAAAACAAAUAAAAUCACAUUUUACUUUUCACAGGAGCAUUGACUCUUGCGAUUCUUAUCAUUGUAGUGACAAGAAGAGAUUUGUGAGCAAUGAUAAUAGCAGAUAGGGAGAAAAGAAGUAGAAUUACCUCGGAAUAUGGUAAUAAUGCGCAAACUACGUCACCGAGUUCCCAAGAUUGCGUCAAUCUGGUGUAAGCAACCACUGGGAUACCAAGAGCAAACAAUAGAUCCGCUGCAGCCAAGUUCACUAGGCACAAGUUCGUGGGCGUUCUAAUCUCCUUGUACCUGAGCACGCAAACGGCCAUUCCAACAUUGACAAUGAUCGCUGCGAAGAACGUAAUAAGAAGUACUGUCACCUGAAGAAUGAAAAAAAAAAACUCCCUUUUUUUUUGUUUUCCUAUUUACUAGUUCGAUAUGGAUCAAAUGAAUUUUUAGUAAUAUUUAUUUUAUAUAUUUUUAUCCUAUAUCGUACCUCUACAACAGCUGCUUCAUACCUUUCACCGAACUGACUAUAAUAAGAAAAAUGAUAUUUGCUGCCAUAUUCGUUCUUCCCCCAUCGGUAGGACGAAUUCAUGUUUGUCUUUUUUUCCUCCUUCUCUCUUUCUCUUGUCAAAUUUUCUUGAUACCUACUACAUCUGUCAUUCUUUUUGUAGAACAAUCUAUCUUCAUAAUUUACAAAAGAUUUUUUCCAUCUAUGCUGCAAUAAAUGAAGAAGAGAAAAAAUGAAAAAAGAAAUAUAUUUGUCAUUAAUUAACAAUCUAUCAAGUUCAUCAAUUAGGUUCAUUUUCGAAGCUUAUCAAUAUGCAAGCUUGCAAGAAGAGGGUUCUCGAUGAAAGACUUUUUUAUUGGCCUUCGAGGUAUUUUUAAAAGUAAUUACUCUUAAAUCCAUGAGAUGAAAGCUCGACCUUCGAACUAAAUAUCUACAAUAGAGAAAAAAAGACAAGAUGUCUACCAUCAGGGUCAUGGUUUAUCUGAAGAAGCUAUACCACGUCCUUCCAAUUUACUAUGCUUUCGUUCUAAGCUUAUUAAGUUAUUAUUAGAUACUAACACGCGACAAUAUCUAUGUAUGCUUGACUUUACUUUUCUUAGACACUACGAUGUAUUCUCUUGGUGUUCUAUUUACGAGUUUAUAUAUUGCAAACAUUUAUUUUACCUAUCGGU